CCAAAGAACAGCUAACUCAUUAAGGAUGUCUCUUGUCACAGAAGCUAUCAAAGCCAAAGCUGAUGAGGUCUACCAUGGUGAUGAGAUCUGCCAAGCAAAAACGAGGGAGUUGCUCAAAGAAAUGGAUCUUCCCAAUGGACUGUUGCCAAUGAAAGACAUGGAGGAAUGUGGUAUCAUCAAGGAGACAGGGUUUGUCUGGCUGAAGCAGAAAAAGAGCUACACUCAUAAGUUCCAAGAUAUUGGGAGGCUUGUAACAUAUGGCAAAGAAGUUACAGCCUAUGUCGAAAAAAACAAGGUUAAGAAGCUCACUGGGGUCAAGGCCAAGGAGCUCUUGAUUUGGCUCUCACUCUCCGAUAUCUAUGUCGAUCACCCACCGACCGGGAAGAUCACGUUCAAGGCCACGACCGGGCUGUUUCGAACUUUCCCAGUGUCGGCUUUCGAGGUUGAAGAAGAUGUCGUCAAGGAUGUGGAAGUGAAGAACAAUAAUGAGAAGGAAGUGGUGAGUGUAGCAGCUGCAGCUAUUGAAGUGAAGCAGAUUUGAGCUUGUUGCUGGUUCUGUAUGUUUGCUAUAUGUCUAUCAUUUUAACCUAAGCUCGUAUGCGGAAUGUAACUCUUAAAACGUUAUCAUUAAAAUCAUACAUUUCAGAAUAAACAUAAUUUCAUUACGAUAAAA
Cucurbita moschata (crookneck pumpkin) is the source of this 673-nucleotide messenger RNA. RefSeq lists its product as uncharacterized. The transcript has a single exon. Bases 26 to 541 code for a protein of 171 amino acids. The record is from RefSeq and is a predicted model, not a curated record. NCBI's taxonomy places the organism in Eukaryota, Viridiplantae, Streptophyta, Magnoliopsida, Cucurbitales, Cucurbitaceae.